Messenger RNA from Hevea brasiliensis (rubber tree), 830 nucleotides. RefSeq names its product 30S ribosomal protein S17, chloroplastic. The record is from RefSeq and is a predicted model, not a curated record. Gene Ontology annotation, molecular function: structural constituent of ribosome. The transcript has 2 exons. The coding region runs from base 97 to 564 and encodes 155 amino acids. Lineage: Eukaryota; Viridiplantae; Streptophyta; Magnoliopsida; Malpighiales; Euphorbiaceae. Gene Ontology annotation, biological process: translation. Gene Ontology annotation, cellular component: ribosome.
GGCAAUCUCACAUCCAUCCCCAAACAACACCCAAUCCACAAAGAUGAGUAGAUAACUCAUCCGUUAUCGCCAGGUCCCAAUCUCACUGGGAAAACAAUGUACCUCACAUCCUCACUCAAUUCGCUCACUCUCUCCACCCCUUUCCUCAAUGGCACAACCCCUCUCUCUCACUUGUCAGAACCCACUUCCUCUCUGUCCCUUCAACCUCCUAAGCCCUUCACUUUUCUCCCUCCAAUCAGAGCCAUGAGGUCAAUGCAAGGCAGAGUGGUUUGUGCAACCAAUGACAAGACGGUGUCUGUUGAGGUAACCCGGUUGGCCCCGCAUCCCAAGUACAAGAGACGGGUGAGGAAGAAGAAGAAGUUUCAGGCUCAUGACCCUGAGAACCAGUUCAAGGUUGGCGACCUUGUCCAGCUUGAAAAGAGCAGACCCAUUAGCAAGACCAAGGCUUUUAUUGCUGUGCCAGUACCGCCUAGGAAGAAGAAGGAAACGAAAGGGAAUGAAGAGGGAGCGGCGCCUCAGGAGCUUGGAAUUCCACUGGAGUCUCAAGAAGAACAGAAAGCUUAACAUGAUUCCUAUGGUGAUCCAGAGGGGCGUUUUCUGCACUUGACAAGGGAGGCAUCAAUAUUAUCUUCUGCUUUAUCAAUGGAAACAUCAACAACUGCCCAUUUCUCUGCACUUAGUUGCUUGCAAUAUCGGACAAAAUAUAUUUCUCUGGUGGGCACCAUUGGUGUGAGCAUUUGUACCUCUGCAAACAUCUGCAACCAAUUUAUUUUGAAAAACACAUCAGUACAUUAAAUGACUAUUAUAAUUUAUCUUAGACACUGUUCUUU